This is a messenger RNA of Ascoidea rubescens DSM 1968, 225 nucleotides long. RefSeq lists its product as uncharacterized. The record is from RefSeq and is a predicted model, not a curated record. Gene Ontology annotation, molecular function: ATP hydrolysis activity; long-chain fatty acid transmembrane transporter activity; ATP binding. The annotation marks the transcript as partial. Lineage: Eukaryota; Fungi; Ascomycota; Saccharomycetes; Ascoideales; Ascoideaceae. Gene Ontology annotation, cellular component: peroxisomal membrane. Gene Ontology annotation, biological process: very long-chain fatty acid catabolic process; peroxisome organization; long-chain fatty acid import into peroxisome. The transcript has a single exon.
UUAAAUGGUGGUGAAAAACAGCGUGUAGGAUUUGCAAGAAUCUUAUUCAAAAAUCCAAAGUUUAUAAUAUUGGAUGAAUCCACUAACGCGAUUUCAAGGGAAGUUGAAGAUUAUUUAUUUGAUUUGAUAAAAUCAAAAAAGAUCACAUAUAUUACUUUAAGCCACAGGCCACUGUUAAUAAAAUAUCAUGGUCAGUUGAUAAAGUUACAUAAACAUGGUGAAUAG